Messenger RNA from Phalaenopsis equestris, 2004 nucleotides. RefSeq names its product flavin-containing monooxygenase FMO GS-OX-like 3. NCBI's taxonomy places the organism in Eukaryota, Viridiplantae, Streptophyta, Magnoliopsida, Asparagales, Orchidaceae. The record is from RefSeq and is a predicted model, not a curated record. Gene Ontology annotation, molecular function: NADP binding; N,N-dimethylaniline monooxygenase activity; flavin adenine dinucleotide binding. The coding region runs from base 243 to 1580 and encodes 445 amino acids. The transcript has 7 exons.
AUAGAUGCUAGGAUUGCCAAGCUCUCAUAAGUGAGUUGAUUCAUGGUAGAAGUCAUCUUGUAAGAUUUGUUAAAAGGACUGUGAGUUCUUUAGAUUUUUCUCUCCAAAAAAGAAAAAAAGUUUAGGGAUUGUUUGAUAGUCUGAAAAAAGUAAUGUAAGAUUAUCGGCUGCUUUGGCGCUCUGGCUCUCGAUCAUCUCUAGCAUUGUGCGAUUAAUCUUCCCCUUCUCAUUCUUCUCUAACCAUGCCCAAAUCCUGCUCCGUCGCCGUCAUCGGCGGCGGAGUCUCAGUCUCCGGGCUAUGCGCCGCCCGCGAGCUCCUCCGCGAAGGCCACCGAGUCGUCGUCUUCGAAAAAACUAAUCGCAUUGGCGGCACCUGGGUCUACAAUCCCUACACCGACUCCGAUCCUUCGGGCCUCGAUCCGGCACGACGGGUCGCUCAAGGUAACCUGUACCGCUCGCUCCGCACUAACAUUCCUCGCCCGCUCAUGGGUUUUUCUGACUACCCGUUCCCGGAUCCCGAGGCGAGCUUUGGCGAUCCUAGGGCUUUUCCUGGGCAUGGCGAGGUUCUUGCUUUCGUUGAGACGUUUGCGCGCGAAGAAGGUCUGCUUGAUGUAGUGAGGCUUGGGGUGGAGGUGGUUAGGGUGGAGCAGGUCGGGGAAAGGAAGGACGAGUGGGAGGUGGAGUGGCGGCAGACGACGGAGGCGACGGAGGCGAGGGAGACGGAGCUUUUUGAAGCUGUGGUCGUCUGCAAUGGCCACAACUCAGAACUGCGGUUCGCAGAUAUUCCCGGCAUUCAAAAAUGGCCCGGAAAGCAGAUACAUAGUCAUAAUUAUCGCAUUCCUGAGCCAUUUCUAGAUCAGGUUGUUGUCAUUAUUGGAAAGGGUGCAAGUGCCUUCGAUAUCUCUAAAGAAAUUUCAAAGUUGGCCAAAGAGGUUCACGUGGCUUCAAGAACUACAGAAGUUAAACUUGGAAAGUUAGAUAACUUUGAUAAUAUUUGGCAGCAUUUGAUGAUUAAAUGUGUUCAUGAAGAUGGUAAUGUUGUAUUCGAAGAUGGUUUCGAAGUAAUUGCAGAUGUGAUCCUCCAUUGUACAGGGUACAUUUUCAGUUUUCCCUUUCUCAAAGAAAAUAAAGUUGUAUGCGUUGACGACAGCCGUGUUGGGCCUCUAUUCAAACAUGUGUUUCCGCCACAUCUUGCACCAUGGAUCUCUUUUAUCGGAAUAUCAAGUAAGAGCAUAACUUUUAUGAUGAUCGAAUUUCAAAGCAAAUGGGUGGCUAAGGUUUUAUCAGGGAAAGUAAAACUUCCAUCAGAGGAAGAAAUGGUUGCAUCCGUCAAUGAAGUCUAUGCUAAAAUGGAAGAACUAAAAAAGCCUAAGCGCCAUACUCAUUUCCUUUCUGUACUUGAGCCCGGAUAUUUGAACUGGAUCGCUGCUGAAAUCGGUUUACCACUUGUGGAGGAAUGGAAACUGCAGAUGUACAGCUUACUAGUGAAGUGUGUUGUGUCUUAUGAUGAUGGCUAUCGCGAUAGGUGGAGUCUCGAGCAAUGGAAGGCACAAUCAGAGCCCUCAAAUCAGGGUACUUGAUCGAUUAUGAUGAUCAAGUUUAUAACGUUCUUGGCAAAUAAUUGCUGAUUUCAUGGCGAUAAUUAUUUUACAUCAGGUUUGGAACUCUUUAUUUUAUGGAGAUCCUAUAUUUGCUCUUUAUCAAAAGCUUAGAAGUUUAAAAUUUCUCAAAGGCAAACAUAGUUUUAAGAUGCCUAUCUUUUUAAGCUUGCUACAAAUCUUGGGCAGGAACAAUUAACUUCUUUUCAUUUGUUGGACAGAGAUCCUUUUAGCAUCACACUUCUUGCCAGGCUCUUGAAUAUUAAACACAAACUUGAUCAUGCUUAUUAGGCCGAAGUUUUUUUGGCAUCCAAAGGGCCAAAGCCAAAUAGCUGACUAACGGAGAAGAUGAUCUUUACUUUCUUUUUAAAAAGUAAAAGGGCAAAACCAACAAAUAUUAUAUUAA